AUGCGCUUCGCCGAAUAUCCAAGAAGUCCCGAUCCUUCGCCAAUCUCUGGUUUGGUAGUUGAGAAGAAGAAGCAAACUGCUACUCCACUUUCCAGAGGAAGCAAUUUAGAAGCUUGGUUGCUUCGGUUCAUCUAUCCUCCUUGUCGAUUCUCAGAAGGUUACUUCAGAUCCGAGCAUAUUUCUGAUUUCUCUCUAAGCCGAGCUAAUUCGAGCAAUUUGAUCGCGGAUACUUACACCGCCGCAAUACAUCCUCGGGAAUUGAUCCCGCCUCCAGCUCUAGCCAAGCCCGCCUCGCACAAACUCAUGGCCGCUCAACAGAAUAGUGGAAAAGGCUACAAUAAACCCCACAGGGAGUAUUCUGGUGAUGGUGAAACAAUUCGUUCAACAGAUGUGGCGGGGUCGGGUUUGUGCGAAUACGAGAAGCUUCAAUGUGAAAUGUCGGAUCUGCAACUCAAGUACUAUGAGCUUCUGGCAACUCGUAAAGUAACUCUCAAAGAGGUAUUCAUGAGAAAUCAUGCUGCACCAUGCUUUACUGUAUCUAUCCAAGUUGUGUUUCUUGAAAAAAGGGAAAUGGAUAUUUAUGCUUUACUAUAUCUAUUCAGGGCAAGCAAUGCCCAAUUCAAUUCAAUUUCAUGGCCAUUUGUAAGAUACAGGGUCGAACCAUUCCCGGAGACAAACUGCCGUUCUUGGAAGAAUGCCCAGCAGCAAGUAGCAGAUAGUGCCCUUCAUAAGCUCGCAGACAAGUAUGUAACAUACAGUACACCUCAUUGUGGACCAAUAGAGAAAAUGGAUAUUGGUAGCGAGAAGACAUUUGAUUCCAUGAGACCGCGGAGGACUGAAGUGGGAAAACAGAGAGCCAAUCAGAGAUUUGUUCUUCUCUCUGACAGCUGUGUACCUUCGUACGACUUCAGUUGUACUUACAACUACAUAAUGUCCUCCCCCAAGAGACUCUUUGACAGGUUGCAAUUGAGACAUCAUCUUUAAGCAGUGGGUUGCUUUGGUGAGAAAACAUGCUGAACUCCAUCUCCUUUGCGGGCAAUGCACAAAGUAGGAUUCAACAAAGAAAAACUUAAGAGGUUUCGAAGCUUUCAGCCCCAAAACUUAUUCAUGCCAUUGUGAUUUUUGGAUUAGUGGGUUGAUUCUUAGUGUAACAUUAUGUAAUUGUGAAUUUUGGUUAAUAAACAAUAAAUUGUGUACUUGUAAUUUUGGUUACUAAACAAUUUUGUUAUAUGAAACAAUUUUUUUAUUUUAAUUCUAUUUAAUUUUUAGUAUUUUCAUUUUAGUGACCAAAUUCGCAU
Messenger RNA from Linum tenue, 1298 nucleotides. The record is from the annotation of a GenBank genome assembly. Lineage: Eukaryota; Viridiplantae; Streptophyta; Magnoliopsida; Malpighiales; Linaceae.